Vollenhovia emeryi is the source of this 4449-nucleotide messenger RNA. RefSeq lists its product as uncharacterized. Gene Ontology annotation, cellular component: nucleus. Gene Ontology annotation, biological process: cell population proliferation; positive regulation of protein phosphorylation; DNA damage response. Lineage: Eukaryota; Metazoa; Arthropoda; Insecta; Hymenoptera; Formicidae. The transcript is spliced from 11 exons. The record is from RefSeq and is a predicted model, not a curated record. The coding region runs from base 290 to 3166 and encodes 958 amino acids. Gene Ontology annotation, molecular function: protein binding.
CUGGGAUCCGCGUUAUCGACGACGUCGCGCCAAUUUGCGCGGAAACGAGCCUAUUUUUGGAUCAGUGUCUCAUCGGCGCACGUGCUAAGGUUCAGGCGGUUUCGUGUUGUGUCAAGAAAGGGCCCGCAGCCGAACGUCACGGCCGUCGAAACAUCGCGGAUAAAGCCCCGUCGCUGGACAAAUGCCAACGUAAAUAAAAAUUCGUCCCGUCGCGCCAGUCUCUCGCCGCACGUUUGCACGCCGAUCGAAGCUGGGGAGCCCGCGGGGCGGAUCUGUCGGCGACGUCGCGAUGAACUCGUGCAGGAAGAGGAACGAGGAGGUGCUGGCGCAGGUCUUGGACCUGUUCCUGCUGCCGGAUUACAACGUUGUCUCGACGACGUACCUGGACCAUUUGCUCACCCACAUUGCGGAGAACACGAAAGAAUGUACCACGGUCGAUUACGAGUACUGCGAGGUCUUUCAGAAGUGGAUACCGAGGGCCGUGGCGAUCUGGGAGUCCGGGCAGAAGGUCCCGCAGCCUGUGAUUACGUUUACCCUGAAACUAGUGGGGAUCAUCUCGCAGCACGAGCUGCGCUUCCACUACUGGCAGUGCCAGGACGUGUAUAAUCGACUCUACCGAAUCCUGCAGUUGCACAGGGACGAUUUGCCUGCGUCCAUUAAGAUGGCAUACACCACAAUGCUGUUGGAUUUGAUCGUUCAUCGGAGCGGCAGACAGUGGGUGAUACAGUCUGGCGUGUGGAAGGACGUUGUGAACUACGCGCAUUGGAAUCAGACGAUGUACGUCACGAGGGAGAGCCGGAGAUUCUUGUGGACCUUGUUGCUGCACGAGCAAAGGAACCUCGAGACGUGCAAAGAGAUCAUUCUGGCGGUCGCCGCUCCGCUGAUGAGCAACGUUCUGGACGUGCAAAUGCAUCAGGCCCUGGAGGAGACGUAUCUGGAGCAGAACAAGCUGCUGUGCACCACGCUGGACCUGUUGACCAGCAUCCUAGAGAACACUCUGUUCGCCAGCCUGGACAACAGCAUUCCCGAGCUGAUCGAGAGACUCGUGGACCUCGAGAUGCGGAUGAAGGCGUUGUUCGAGGUCUGCAUCAGCACCAGGUUCCUCCAACACGUACACAAACUGCUGCUGCUGUCGCUGUUUCUGAAGCUGAAGCAGGGAAUCAAGGAGCAUACGACGAUAAUCGACACUGACGCGUGGAACAAGUUCUGCUACGGUCUGUGCUACAUUUCCAUGAUGUUGCUGUCGAAGAAGGACAUUAUAGAGCUGCUGAAGAACAACAAGUUCUCUAUGACGUACUGGAAAAAGUUGCUCGCGUUACGCCAGUUUGUUCCGCCCGAGCAGCACAAGUUUGAGCACCAAGCCAUCACAUUAAUGAUAAUACCACUGUGCGUGUGCAUGAAGAAGAAUCACUUUAAUCAAGAUCUCUUCGAUAUGUUUAUCAGUAAAAUUUUCGAAGUAACGUGCAUCACUGUACAAAGAUUAGCUUACAACAUGAGGGACAUAAUACGGAAGGGGGACUUUCCGAUGGAGCAGAUUUGUAAAGUUUCUAUCGACAUGCUCCUCGAAAUAUCAGACAUAAUGGACAGAGACGUAGCUGUGAUCACUUUCCAAACUUUAUGCCACGUCUUGAAGAGCUACAUGCCGGACAUGUGGAGGUGUGGGCAAACGAGGAAUUUCACGUCGUCGAACGUAAACAGCACCUCUCCUUCGGAGCAUCCGCGGAAGUUCCUAUACAAAUCGAUAUUGGACGGUGAUCCUAUAGUGGACUAUCCUAUUCUGCUGGCGUCGCUGCUCGAUGGCUUGGCUAUCAUGACAGAGAAGUUUAAACUGAAAUGGCAGGAAUGCGUGGAGACGAUAUGUGUGUUGUCCCUCGCACAAGAGAUUCUCAAUCACCCCGGGAUACUACCAACGAUCUGUGUGAAGGCGUUGAAGCUGUGCAAACUCGCCAUCCAUAACUUCAUGCCGCCUAAUUUGGCGCUACUCGUGGACUCGGACAGCCACAUGAACGAGAUUGGACCUACGCUCUUCAAAAGGUUGCACGAUCCCAAUUGGGAGGUGAGAGACAGUGUUCUCGAGGUUCUCAACACCAUCGCGACUAUUUCCGAAGAUAAAUAUCCGGCAUUCCAAGACUUUCUGUUGAUUAACCAGUUUCCGAAAGUGGCAGUCGACAUUAUUAAAACAGACGGCGAGAGUUACGUGCGAGCGUCAGCGUUGACGUUCGUCACUACUAUGAUACGCAUCAACAAGCUGUGGCAGCAGCAAUUGUCGCAAGUAGACUUACUCGAAACGGCGAUUUAUCUACUCAAGGAGGAAAGCGAGGCUAUAGUCAGGAGAGAGGCUGUGAAUCUAAUUAAGGAGUUGUACGUUUAUCAGAAGUGGUCGAAAGAGGUCAUCGAUUCGAUCUUGCGAGCGAUGUGUGUGGCGGCCGUGUUUGAUCUGCACUGGGAGGUGAAGAUAAAUGCGUUGUCCUUUUGGGAUCACUUUGUUAAAUCGCACUUGACGGAUCAGGGAAUGCUCGACAACUGCUUCCCGAACGUAACGUUUUCCAAGGAGCACAGGAAGAUCGUGGCAUUGAACGAAACCGAGAUUAAGCGGAGGCUCAACAAGGCACUGGACGAGUUGGCGCGGCAAAAUUGUCUAGGUGUGCUUCUGGUUACCUUAAAGGAUGACAGUGACUUCGAGGUGUGCAAAGUGUCCGCCGCGAUAAUCGACAAGUUGAAAACCUGUCUGCUCAGGUACAAGCUGGACGAACCGCCGUCGCCGGUGAAAAAUAACACCACAAUAAAUACCGUCUAUGUUAACGAAACACCGUCCAUUCCUUCGUCUACUUACGGCGAGAAAACGCGGGAUGCCUCGCACGUUAUUGAGGAGAUCGUGGAUGCAAACGAUGCCAAUCUGCUCGCAAACAUCUACAAGAAUUCCAUGGAUACCGAGAUGACAAUAGAGGGGGAGGAGGAGGAGAAGGAGGAGAAGAAGACGCUGCGUUACAUCUCGUCCGUGACGCGCCAAGAUUUCCUCCACGCGAUCUUCAACUGCGACAUCGACGCGUACAUCGAGGAGAAGAAUCGCUGGCUGAAGACGUAUACCAGUAGUUUCGAGUCGAUUCUAGAUGAUAUAUUGACGAUGUACAAGCAGAACGACGUCAACUCGAUGGACUGUUACUAAACUUGUAGCAUGUCGCUUCACGCGUAUCUUAACAUACGAGAAGGUCGAUUGUCUUAGGACCUGAGCAGAAUGGCUGUCUUGUACUCUUAAGACAUAAGACAGUUAUUGUGCAUUACCUCAAGACAAAGGCUUAAAACAUAAAACAUUGUCUUAAGACUGCCUUAAGAAUAUAAAACAGUCAUUUUGCUCAGGCCCUUAUAUGUUGAGAAGACUAAGGCUAAACGGCUGGUUUUCUAAAACAAAAGCUUAUCAUAAAAGAGAUUCUAUAUUCUUAAAUGUACAGAUAUCGGUUAUCCUUUGUAGUAUGUAGUCAUCUAUCUUGUAAAUUAUGUCUAUAGAUACCGACGAGAAUCUAAAUUUCGUCGACUGUAAUCUACACAAAAUAUUCGCCGACCAACGAUGUGCAUUAAGCAGCAUGCGUUCUCAUUAGAAGACACGUUGAUUGUAUAAUUGUGAAAUAUUGCACAUAAAGAGUGUCUUGACAGGAGGUAAAUUGCUUAUUGCGGUUUUGGAGGGCAUAUUAUGGCCAGAUUUCCGCGCAACUUUCUGAGUCGCCAUAAAUGAGCGCUUUUCAUAAAUUAUUUGAAUAAAAACGCUUCGUCGCGCGAAUCAUACAGCGCUCUAAUUAAUAUACCAUUUCAGUCAACGUUAGGUAUUUUCCUUCUUUGUACAUACUUAACGUUCUUUUCUUUGUAUUGCGGUUUGAGCGUUUGUAAUUUGUUUCCACUUAAAGAUCACUUUUUGCCAGUCUGGUCGACUUUUAACAAAUUUUCUCUUUGUUUAAUUAUACCACUGGCGACAAUAAGCUUCACUCAACUUUGUCAAUAUACUAUAUUUUUAGGUGACAACUCACAUAUUAGCCUUCAAAAACUAACAUGGGGAAAGUGACGCGCAAUUGAAGUUCUACUCCUGUUGAUACACCCUUUAUGAAUGUAAGUUAAUGUACAUAUUUGAACACGUUCUCGAAAUGGUUAAAAUCGAGCGCGGGCAAUUUACCUUCAACUUGUAUUAGUCUCGCAAACGGAGGCAGAGAUUCUUACAAUUCUACUGUACCUUCUCUUAUGUAUUUUUGUAAUCUGUUUUUUUUUAUUCCAGCGUCUUACUUUCCGUACACUUGUCUUAUUUCCUUGAAUAGACAAGAGGCCUGUGCGUCGCCCUUGUUCUUAUCCCAAGUAAAUUCUAUUACACGUAAUGGCACAUACUUAAUGGCGUUAACAUUUUGUAUAUUAUUAACGUAAAUAAUAAAACAGCCAAAGAAAGCUUACAUGCACUUCAACGAAUAA